AUGGAUGCAGAUACUGCCGAAGACGAAGAAUUAAAUGCGACGAAACAAAGCCCGCGUGCCUUCGUGUCGAUUUCCGCCGCUGAGGUAUCUGAAGGACCGACCAGUCUCUCGCAGAUUACUCCACCACUAACGCUUUCAUCUGCGGACCAAACGCCAGCCUCCGUCGAGGCCAGACAAGAGGAUUUUCCUGUGGAUGAGAUCUAUCACGAGGCAACAGGCCUCGUAGAUUUUGGCCAAGCGUCGGAUUCUGUGUCCGCAAGCACAAUGGCCAUCAUGAAGGACCUCUUUCUCUUCGACCAUUACAUGGACCACACGUGCCGCGACCUGGAGGUCAUUCCUGACGUGGCGUACGCGAAGCAGGUCGGAAUCCCACAGCUAGCAGCCGAUAAUCAGGGCAUCUUAUAUUCCAUCAUGGCUCUUGGCGCCACAUGUCUAUGUAUAGACAUCUUGUCAGGGGAAGGCUCGUGCGGUCAAGUCGACGACCUAGUUGAGCUCAUCAGCGCCGGUGACCGCUAUCAUAGGAUGGGCAUGCAGGCCGUUCAACGCCAGUUGGCAACGAACCAUCCGAGGGACCUUGCGGAAGCCCACGCGCAUACCAUGCUGCUUUUUCCCUACGCCUUGGCGAGGAGAAGAGUAGCAUAUCUGCUUAACGACGUCGACCCACCCACGCCCAGAUCGGGAGUCGAUACGCACGCAGAACACAUAAGUAGCCUGGAGUGGAUAAUCAUCCUCCGCGGCAUAACAACGACUGGAAGAGCAUGCUGGACAAGUGGAUCCGUCUGUAUCAACGAUGCAGCGUGCUGUGACCGGUCACAAAAGAUACCUCCCUUGGUAUCGUCACAUGUUCUUACAAAGUUGGCUGAGCCGAUGGACCGAUCUUGUGCUUGGAACGGAUUCCAAUGCCGUAUCGCAAGCAAGCACCCACUAUUUCCUGUCAUCUCCUCUACCCGAGUCGUGGCGUUGGAAGCACUUCAGCAAAAGACCGAGAGGGUCAGUCAACUGAUGCGGGACCUUCAUCGAAAGAAUCCUCCGCUUGACCUCGAGAAAUCCAAUGAGCAGCUGAGUCGGAGUCUGUCACUUUCUGCCUGCUUUAUGGCCGUUGAUCUUUUGCUGAACAUGGUCAACGUCAUUUUUAACCCUGGAUCCGAGGUAGAGGAAAGGUGUCCAAACGUCCGGGUCUUUAUUGAACCUUCUUUUGAAGACUCCGCAUUGCCGUGGUUGAAACGAUACUCUAGUGCACCGAUCUACGACCCGGCUCUACCAGCCUGCCGAACGAUUUUCUCGUGGGUGAAUCGUACGCCAGACGAGUACUUCCAGCUUCUGAUGAAGCCUCUGCCGCCUCUAACGGAAUGUGAAGCAGACCGGCGUGGUCAAGCUGCCAUGCCGGACAUUGAUCGCGAAAUUCAGCUCUUGGCAUGGGACAUCUGGGCACAUUGGUUGGUCUUCACGAUCCUUAUCGAAGGGGAAUCGUUCUUCAUGGCAGCGUUCGGUGUUCCAGACAUUGUCAACCUCUUGCCAUGGUUCACCACCUCUAUCGCCGAAUCUCCCGGCAUUAAGUCGGGCUCGCCAGUAGCACAAACCACCGGCUGGUGGCCCGGAAGUAUGUGUGCAGUUGCUCAACAGCUCCGGAAAUACGAGGGGAAGGACUGA
Messenger RNA from Cladophialophora carrionii CBS 160.54, 1650 nucleotides. RefSeq lists its product as uncharacterized. The record is from RefSeq and is a predicted model, not a curated record. Gene Ontology annotation, molecular function: DNA-binding transcription factor activity, RNA polymerase II-specific. Lineage: Eukaryota; Fungi; Ascomycota; Eurotiomycetes; Chaetothyriales; Herpotrichiellaceae. Gene Ontology annotation, biological process: regulation of transcription by RNA polymerase II. The coding region runs from base 1 to 1650 and encodes 549 amino acids. The transcript is spliced from 3 exons.